This is a messenger RNA of Bursaphelenchus xylophilus (pine wood nematode), 1621 nucleotides long. The record is from the annotation of a GenBank genome assembly. NCBI's taxonomy places the organism in Eukaryota, Metazoa, Nematoda, Chromadorea, Rhabditida, Aphelenchoididae.
AUGCUUCUAACAGCCUUGAUAGCCCUCACAGCAGCAGCUGGAACCUUAGCGGCUGGCCCAAAUAAGCCCCUUCGACUUCCUCCCCAGUACAUUCCAGAAGUCUUUGUUCGUGACCGGGUCCUCGACGGUGACGGUGUCAAGGAGGUGUCAGAUUUCUGGUUCAGGUCCAUGUGAGUUUAUUAUAAUUCAAAUUCAAGGUAUAACUUUUUGUUUUUCGGCAAGGACGGUUCUCAAAGUUUUGCAAACAAAAUCUCUGUUGUGUCUGCAAAGCGCGAGCUAAAGACCAUCCUUUAUAUUUCUGAAAAACGUAUUUCAAAUUAUCACACCUAUUUUUACUGUAGAGAAUAGUGUUUCAACAAAAAAUAAACGGCAAAGAUUUGGCCAAAAGGUGAUUUUAUCGUUGGCCACACUCCGCCUUUUGCGUAUUCUCUCGGCGGCCUGUUAGCUUAUAAGCACCAGAAAUUUCCCGCUAAAUACAGGAUAUGUUUUGUGAUGCUUGGCUUAGUUUCCUCUUUUCAGCAGCGGCAACCACCGAGCGCCGAUCGCCAACCUCACCUCCUGCGUGUUCUCGCAACUCGGCGGUAGCUUCGUGGACCUCAUUAACGCCCGUCAUGGCGCCAGUUCCGCCGGUUUUGCCCGCUUCCUCAACCAAGGCAUUGACAGAUGUGUGAGGAACACGACGGAUACGGCGAUUAUUGCCGCCAGCAAUGUUUGGCUGCGAUUCACGAAGCUUAUGAUUCUAUAUGAACAGGAGAAGUUAGCUGAUCGUUCAAAACGUGAUAUUGGUGAUGACGGGCUUUACCUGGAACGUGCCAGCUAUGGUGACCGAAUGCUGAACAAAUUCGCGUUCUGCCAAGGGUAGGGUUCGAAUUGCAGGACACGUAUCAGUCUGUCGGGAAAAUAGUGAGCAGAAUGCGGCUGCGCCGCUGAAGUCAAAAGCGAUUGGAUUUUGCCGCGACACAAUUCAUUUUCUCGACGGCAGAUUUUCGAUGCGUGCUCAUUAUUUUCCCGACAGAAGUGCGACACUCAGAUCUUGAUAAAACCCGGCAACAAAUUUAGAAUAUAUAUUUUUCUAAAAUAUAUGCGAGAAUCCGAGCUCGCGCUUUGCAGAAACAACCGAAAUUUUUAAAUAGAUCGAAAAUUGGGAAAAAUAUUUCUCGGCCGAAAAGAUCGUUUAAUGCCUCGGCUUGAACUGCAAAACGCAAUCUCAGAGUUCCAAGAACCGCUGCGUACUAUACUGCAUCGUAUAUUCGAGCUUUAGAAUGUUUCACUGGCCAAGGCCGUGCCGUAACUUGACUUUGAGCAGUGGUCUCCACGGCAAGGAAUUCAUGGAUGUGCUGGGCGCUGGAUUAUUUAUAUUCGACGAGCUCUUCCCCGGAGUGUAAGGUUUUCUUUUGUUUCGCUUUCUAUUAUAUCCGACGUUCAUUUCAGCGGCUGCCGGUUUGACCUGAAGGAGCGGCUAAACCCCAAGUUGACCGAGCACCAUCGACCCAACGACAACUACGAACUGAUCAGCGGUUGCGACGACAAAGACCUCAAGUUGGCCGGCGACCUCCUCAAAGCCUUCAAAAAACUGAGCCGACGUCAUCAGAGAAAAUCAAAAUCUGAUAUUGUACUUUAA